Molecule: messenger RNA, 3158 nt
Organism: Daldinia decipiens
Lineage: Eukaryota; Fungi; Ascomycota; Sordariomycetes; Xylariales; Hypoxylaceae
Product: patatin-domain-containing protein
Exons: 1
Coding region: 391-2727 (778 amino acids)
Biological process (GO): lipid metabolic process
Molecular function (GO): triacylglycerol lipase activity
Source: RefSeq, a predicted model, not a curated record
GCGUUUUACCAAAUUAAUUCUUCUCCCAACCAGCCUCUUGUCUCACACUUUCACCCCCUUCCGUAGCUCAAGAGUACCCUGGUUACCUCUUUCUUAUUGUACUAUAGCUUUCAUCCAAGGCCGAGGUUGAAUAAUACGCUACUUAAUUUCUAUUUCGAUAUAUUUUCUAGACAUUGUGUCUUAGCCGUCCUUAUGUAGUAUCUCCUCGUUUUGCCCUAAUCAGUACUACCUCCGACCGAUCCGUACCGACGGCGAUCUAGAUUCUCCGGAAGCUGACCACGUCCUCCUAACCGACGUGUACUUCCGACGUAUAUAUAUGGGAUGGGUUAGAAUGCAACGCCCUCCUGUCACUCACAUCGAAUCGACACUGCCGCCACUUGUACCUACAUCAUGGGACACCUCGUAGGCAUUCUCCCACCCGUCCCUUUGCUCCAGCCCUCCGGCGUUAGACUCCCGCGGAAGGGUAAGGGACAGGCUAGCGGGUCGUUACCCAAUACGACUCCCUUGUAUAAGGUCGUAGACGGUCUAUUAUAUCUCAAAGAUGGCUUAACACAUAAAGAGAGAGCUGAAUGGAGACGAGUGGAAGAGCGCAAACAAAUUCUAUCGGUGCGGUUACAGGGUGCUGAAUCUUAUAAUGAAUGGGAGGCGGCAGCGCAAGAAUUGGAUGUUCUCGAAGGCAAUGAAGAAUGGAAGGCCGAUAUUUCAACUGGGGACUAUAACCCCGAUCUUCUAGAAAUGCGCUUACGAGAGCUCGAUAAUGCCCGCACUAAUUGUGAUAUACGAUCCAUGAUGCAUAUCAUUAGAACAGCCCUUUCGCGCGAUCUGGGCGGCAUGGGCAAUAUUGACCUAUACCGGCACUCCUACUGUGGUACUAAGAAAUUGGUUUCGCAAUACGUCGAUUCUGCCUUGCAGACUAUUACAGCUCUGGUAGAGCAGAGCGUGUAUCACCGAGCAAACGACCCGGGUCCGAAGGACUUGCUGGACGCGGUACUUUACGCGCGCCAGAGCUUUGGACGGAGCGCCCUCCUACUCAGCGGUGGUGGCACUUUCGGCAUGACACAUAUUGGCGUUUUGAAAGCCAUGUUCGAGGCAAAAUUGCUCCCGCGUAUUAUCUCAGGCGCGUCGGCGGGUUCGAUCGUCUGCUCUGUGGUCUGUUCGAGGACAGACGACGAGAUUCCUCAACUAUUAGCAGACUUUCCGUAUGGCGAUCUAGCUGUAUUCGAAGAGGAGGGUAACGAAGAAGGCCUCUUUGGCCAUCUACGAAGACUGCUCACCGAGGGGAACUGGUCUGAUAUCAAGCAUCUGACACGCGUAAUGCGCGACUUACUUGGUGACAUUACCUUCCAGGAAGCGUACAAUCGAACGAGGCGGAUAUGCAACAUUUGUGUCUCGUCAGCAUCUAUUUAUGAGCUACCGCGGUUGCUGAACUACGUUACAGCACCCAACGUUAUGAUAUGGUCUGCUGUCGCAGCAUCAUGCUCAGUGCCGUUCGUUUUUAGCGCUGCGCCGUUGUUAGUCAAGAAUCCUCUAACAGGCGAGCACAGUACAUGGAAUCCUACUCCACAGAUGUGGAUUGAUGGUUCCGUCGAUAAUGACCUCCCUAUGACGAGACUUGCCGAAAUGUUCAACGUCAACCAUUUUAUUGUGUCACAGGUCAAUCCGCAUGUUGUUCCUUUCCUUACCAAGGACGAGGGGCCGGCAAGCGUACGUCACGAGACAAUCUUCAAGGAGGAAUCGGAUUGGAUGCACAAGUUUACGACUCUGGCCAAAAGUGAAGCUCUGCAUCGAAUGCAAUUUAUGGCCGAAAUAGGUAUCUUCCCAACGCUCGUCAGUAAGUUGCGGUCUAUCCUAAGCCAAAAAUACUCGGGUGAUAUCAAUAUUUUCCCGGCUAUGGGCGUUUGGGACUUGCCUAAGGUGCUGAAGAAUCCGACGACCGAUUUCAUGCAUCGCUCGUGCUUAUUAGGCGAGCGUGCGACCUGGCCCAAAUUAGCUCGCAUCCGGGACCGGUGUGCCAUUGAAUUGGCUUUAGAUCGCGCGGUUCAUGCAUUGAGAGCUCGUGUUGUAUUUAGUAAGAGCCAAGUUAACUUACGAAGGAUGGCGACCGGGUCUCUAACAAGUAUGUACGAGGAAACGUACAAUCAUUUGACACCGAGUUCGAACCAGGUUGGGCCCCCUUCCACGAAGGAGAAACUAAAGCAUAACCGGCGCCGGUCAAGUGGAAGUAGUUUACUGAAUCCAUACCACCACAUCCUUGCCAAUGAAAAUCCGUAUAAAAUAACGGAUGACGAAACAGACGAAGAGGAACGUCUUGAGAUGGCAAUGCGCCAUAAUGGCCGGAAACCGAAAAUAAAGCUUAAGAGAUUUCCAAAAAAUCAUAUAUUCCAGACGGGGCCUAAAACUAGUCCCGUCUUAUCUUCCACCUCGGAUCUCGAUUCUUUUGACUUCUCUCGGCCUUUAACACCUACCGGAGCUAAGAAUACCAAUGCGUCGAAUCCGAAAAAGUCGGCGCUUUCGUCAAUGGUCACGAUAUCUCCCGACGACGGUGCUCGUGACCUAGCCAAUGCUGAAACGGCUUCCAUGACUUCACCACAGCAGAAUCCUCACUACGACGCUGAACUCGAGACUAGUGACUUACACACCUCAGACGCCGACGUCGAUAGCCACACGGAUGAUGAAGCAUCGCAGUCAACCCAUAAGCACAUAAUUUCGCAUAACAACGUCUAUUAGUGACGUAUAAUUAUUUAAUACCAAACUUCAACAUUAGGGAUAUGCAACUUGUCGACUAAGACGAAAUUACCAGACAAAAGAUAGGCUAUAAUAACACACCAGACUUUGUCUUAGGCUCUGGGAUCGUUCUGCUCUGUGGUAUAUACCUAAUUGAGUUAGAAAUAUUAAAAAGAGGGAGGCGAGAAUAGUGUGCUUAACAACACAAGCCAUAAAACAAUACCUAUACAAGGCGAGCAUACUUGUUAACUGGCCAGACUACAUAGGUAGUAUUAUUGCGGGAAAACAACAAAGCCGUCCGUAAUUAUACAUUUAAACUCUAGGAUAUGUUGGGUAUACAAGCAUCAGACCAUACUAGACAUAGCAUAGGCGGGAGCAAUAAUUAUAUAGCUAAUACAUUAGUUCGUAGUGGUAGUAUUACAUAGUAACUUAGC